CUUAAACACGGAAGCAAACGGCGCAAUUCGCUCAACGACUCCGGAUUUUCAGGAUUUGCUAACAUGACAUGCUUGCAUGUCGACGUAUACAAUUCUAUUGCGUGCAUGGCUUCUCAUAAAAAUGCGUGUCGUACAGCAAUAAACGCUAAGAAUAUGCUUAUGGUCCGAAAUUAAGGCUAAUUGAGGAAAUAUAUUUUUCAUGUUGUGUAAAUAUUGUGUACGUCAUAGGUAUUUGUGUAGGUGGUUACAAAUCACUGAUAUAUGCUAUGGAAUCUCUAACAUACCUUUAACGGAGCUUCUCCGAGUUUUGUGGUGAUAGCUAAACAAAAGCGACUUUCAGUAGUUUAAACCUUGUUAUUUUAGCUCGUUUGCAUAGAGAGCGCAAGGCUUAUUUGAAACGCUAUCCAGUCCGUUUUCAGGGACUAGAACCAGUACUUGGUGUAUAUGAGGAGAUCUAAAGAACGCUCACACAGAAGGGAUCGAAACCGUGACCUCCCGAUCACCAGGCGGACACUAUAUCCAAUACGCCACAGCGAAUGCAGUGGUAUGUUGCAGUCAACCAUGAGUGACCAGGACCAGAUUGUGAUAGCCAAGUAUGAUUACAAGGCAGAGAACAGUAAGGAGCUCGACAUCAAAAAGAACGAGAAACUCAUUCUUGUAGAUGACACCAAGGAAUGGUGGAUGGUACAGAACAACCGAAACAAGUCUGGUUACGUGCCGUCCAAUUAUGUUAAACGAUCAAAACCUUCAUUUUUGUCCAGCUUGAAAAGCACGCUCGGGCGGAAGCAUAAAAAUGAGUCCAAGGGGGUGGGUAGUCCUGUAGUGAGUCGGAAUGGUAACACGGGGGGUAUGGGGGCACUGCCUCUCCCCCCUGAGGGCUCUGAGGGGGACAAGAACUCAAUAAAUAGUGAAAAUAUUCAGGUAUGUGACCCACCUCAGCCUGCUGUUGUUAAAUACAAUUAUAACUCUCAACGGCAAGACGAAAUGUCCUUGAUUAAAGGCGAAGCCGUCUUGGUGCUCGAAAAAUCGAACGAUGGCUGGUGGAAUGGUCGCAAGGGGAAUAACUCAGGUUGGUUCCCAUCUAAUUACGUCGACCUCCAGUCUCAGUGUCAUAGCAACAACGACAACAGCGGCUAUACCACCGCCAUGUCGUCGGACGUGAGAACAAACGAGAUCGUGACAGCGUUGUACAGUUUUAACGGAACGGGUGUUGAGGAGUUGAAUUUCGAGAAGGGCGACAAACUGAUAAUUGUUAGCAAGCCACCAGACGACCCGGAGUGGUGGCGAGCGCGAAACUCUCGCGGGGAGGUGGGGCUUGUGCCAAGGAAUUAUGUGCAAAUCAUUGAUGACGUGAGUAAUAGUGAUAACGAGGUGAGCUCAGCCACUAACAGUUCGUGUACACCACAAUCCCAGUCUACCAGUAGUUUGUCAAACACUUCUAGUUUAGGGGCCGGCGGUAGAAAACAGUUCUGUGUGUCCGGGCCGCUAUCGGACAAGGAGUGGUAUUAUGGGAAGAUUACUCGACAGCAGUGUGAGGAAAUGUUGGCCAAGUACGCUGCCAAUGGUGAUUUCAUUAUCCGUGACAGUGAGUCCACUGCCGGUCAUUACACAGUGGUAUUAAAGGCGCCAGACCGCAACAAACACUUCCGUGUUCAAGUGAACGACGGUCUCUACCAUAUAGGUCCCCAGAAUUUCAUCUCCAUGGAUGACCUCAUAGAACAUUACAAAAAGCACCCGAUCUUCAAGUCGGACGCUGAAAAACUCUACCUUGUUAAAGCAUUCACCUAUCCAGCAGACUUUUAGAAUUAAAAAAUUGAGCCUCUCUCUGUGAAACACGGGUUUAAUGCAUGUGCGUAAAGUGCCGUCCCAGAUUAGCCUGUGCAGUCUGCACAUGUUAGUCAGGGACAACACUUUCCACCCUUAGGGAAUUUUUGUAAUCUUAGCAAAAAUCCAAGUCAGGUGAAAAGUGAUGUUCCAGAUUAGCCGACGCGGGCUGCGCAGGCUAAUCUGGGACGGCACUUUACACACAUGCAUUUAGUCCCAUUUUGGCAGAGGGAGGCUAGUAUUCAUUAUUCUACAUACUUGUGUAAUGAUAUUUAUUAUGUGAAUAUGUCCAUGUGCUGUAAACCUGUUUGUUUUUGUUUGUUUACAUAGUCAGUAAUGUUACAGAUUUUCAUAUUAAUAAAUUAUAACACUUAUUAAAAACUUAUUUAUGCACUUGUUUGAGAAACUGUGGAAGUCGACAUGUUCAUUCUAUUACAGUUUUAAGUUUUGUAAGAAUUCGGACUUUGCCUGUUGAAAAAUGGCCCUUUGCCUUUCUCGUCUAAAUCCUUACUAGAACUGCAUCACAAAGAUUCUCUGUGAAUGCAACACCAGUUUUACAUGUAGCUACAUUAAGGAUUUUCUCUCCAUUUAUAUUAAUUACAUAUGGCUGCAUAUUCCUUUACUAUUCCUUUCUUAUUAGGUCUGAUAUAUUUUUCUUAUUCUCUCAUUCUGUUUGUUACCAAUGAAAUGUUGAACUUAAAAUGCCUUUGAUGCGAAAUAUGGUUGUACAUGUACAAGCUGUAUUUGCCAGUCACUGUUAUGUUAUUUGUUAGUCUUUGUUAGAGAAUUAGCCUAGCUUCUUUAAACAAAAAAUACAUUAAAAGUGGAAAGUUUUGUCCCUGAUGAGCCUGUACAGACUGCACAGGCUUUUGUGGGACGACACUUAAUGCACAGUUCAUCCUAAACGACAAAAACAUGGCUCAUAAUUGUCUAUCUCUAUUUGCAUGCCAUUUUGUAACAAGUACAGUUUCUGCUUUGAUCUAUCUUUAUUUGCGUGCCAUUUUGUAACAACUACAGUUUCUGCUGUGGUCAUGGUUAUCAACAAAUUUUGUGUAAUUAAAAUUUUUGAGAUAAAGUGUAAAUUAGUAAAUUGACAAAUAAAUGUACAUAAGUACAAGAAAUAUAUAUAUAUAGGGCAUUAGAAGUAUAUACGUUGAACUUUAUACAUGUAGUUGUGAAUUGUAUUUUUUUUAAAGAAAUGUUGACUGAAAUGCAGUUGUGAAUUAUAUUUGUAAAAAAACAAUGUUCAAACAAGUUGUCAUAUAUCAGUAUUUUAAGUAGCACUAUUUAUGCUUUAUGACAGACUGUUUUUAGCAAAUUUGAAAUUGUUGUUAGAAAGUACAUGAACAUGGCAAUGUUUUUUUUUUUUUAAAUAUAUUGAACAUGGAUGAAAAAACGUUAAUUGUGCACCACAAUAUUCUGUCAAACCUCAGGCAUAAAACUCUCAACACAUGUGACCACUUUUAACCCUUUCCCACUCAGAUGAAAAGUAAAAAUAUCUAAGUUUUGGAGAUGAAGCCUUAAAAACUUGAAUCUAGUAAGAAAUGUCUUAAAUUAAAUAUACCUUUCUAAGAGAUUACAAAUGCUUGAAAAUACAUAUCUAAGUGGUAAAGGGUUAAGAAAUGUCUGUUUGUUAGUAGGAGCAGCAAUAAUUAUGUGCUAUUAAUGUAUAAAGAUUGCUGAGUAUCAGGUUAUACUAGUUUUGAAAAAAAGUAAUCAUUAAUAUGCAAAUAGUACAUGGAUUUUAUUCAAACAGUCGGGAAUAAUACCAAAAAAUCUAUUCAUCUAUGUAGGUGUAUGAUUAUCAUCAAAUGACAUCAGUAAAAUAAUAAAGCGUUUGUUAUUUGUUUUUUUGUUUUUUUUUAAAUUAGCAAAAAGCAUGUAUUACUAUCGGGAGCAUAUGAUAAAAAGCUGUUAUAUAACCCUUGACCCCAUAGAUACAUAUUUUGACGCAUUUGUAGUCCUUUGGAAAGUUAUUUUCAAUUAAAUACCUUUAUUACUUUAUUCAAGUUUUAAAGGCUUCAUUUACAACCCUUAGUUACUGAUGAACAGCAAACAGCAUAAAUCCAGAACAGACUGUGAGUUCCUGUUUUGGUUUUAUGCUGUUCGCACAUAGCCAUUUUCACUUUGCCUCUGACUGGGAAAGGGUUAAAAAGCCUGCAUGUUCCAGUGUUAUGGAAAAAAAUUAUGCUUCCUUUGGUUUUGGGUUCAAAUCUCAGUGAAUUCUUAAACUUUUUUGUAUUUUCGAAAGACUAUUCCAAUGUAUAACCAUUAAAAUACAAUUGUAUUUCAUGAAUAUUUUUUAAAAUAUGAAGUUUAUGCUUCUAAAGGUUUGGGGUUCGAAUGUCAGUGAAUCCUUAGACUUGUUUGGGCUUUUAAAGACUAUUCCUAUGUUGAACCAUUCAAAUAAAUUUUUAUUUUAUGAUUUAUUUUAUUACGAAAAUCUGUUCACAAGUCCCUUAAAUGCUCAAACAUGAAGACAUUGCAAUGUUUCACUGCUGCUAAGUGAAGUGAAGCAUCUUUGUGUUUAAAUUUGUGUAAAUUAAAGUCAAUUUUGCAAAUGUGUAUACUGGCAUUAAUAUUUUGAAUGGCUGAUUUAGCAUGAAAAAGCUGAGCAUUUAAAUAAUUUUUUAGUAUUUCUUAUUUGAAAUGAAGGCAUGUAGCCGAUUUGUAUUAAAUUAUAGAUUUUAUCGUCUGAUGUGGCAGUGUUUUUCUGUUGCCUACAGAUGUCGCACUGGUACCUUGUUAAUACAUUUAGCAUAUCAUGGUUUAUUAGUAAGAGAUUCAAUUUAGCAUUUUGUUAAGUUAAUUCAUGUAUGAUGAUUGAAUGAGUGAUUUCCAUUUAUGUAAAUAUUUUAUGAAACUUCAUUUUAAGAGGUUUUUGCCAGACUUGCACUAUUUAAUGCAAGGGAGAUUAAUCAUUCUCAGUUUUGAAUGUUACAAGAGUGGUUUCCCAUUUAUAUUAACAUUAUUUCUCUACAUUUAAGAAGGAUAUGUAUCUUUGUGUGCAAAAAUGUUAAACCAAAAUUGCAUAUUUUACAACAUAAUGUUUCUAACUUGUAUAUUUGUUAAAAUUGCUAAACACAUCACUGCACAUUUCCAUAUUCCACUACAUUUCAAAUAUUUUAGAACGUUUAAAGGUCAAACAUAUUCAUCUCAUCUAUACUAGAUUUUAAUUUGCAUUUUACAAAAACUUCAAAUUCAAAUUAUCAUUUAAUUUAGAAAAAACUUCACAAUUUUCUUAUCCAAUUAUUUCUUCUCUCAUUGGACCUGCUUAUUAAUUAAAUAGAUAAUUUGUUAAAAAUUGCAAUCGUAUACAAACUAGGUUGUAAUUGUUGAAUGCUGAAUUAUACCUUGUGAUUCAUGUUGAAAUCUCAGAAACCAUGCUUAAUCAGGCACCUAUCAAGUAGUAUCUCCUCCAAACUCCACACAGCUUUUUUUUUAGUGUAAAAAAAGUGUAUUUACUGUACCUUACAGAAGUGUAACCGAACCUUCCAUGAAUAUAUGCACUGACCCUAAGCAUAUGAUUAAGAGAUUCAUUUUACAAUAGCAUCCAUUUCAUUUAUUGAUUUAAUUAACCCACAUUUUACGAAUUCAAUUUAACCCAUUCAAUUUAACCCAUUUUUGAUAGUGUUUUUUUCAUGUAUUUUCUUUUAAAAGAUUUUCAUUGUUUUCCUGUCAAUACUUUUUAUAUGUGCAUAUUAACACAUAAUAGAUAUGCACCUGUAUCAUUUUUAGCUCUGCUGUUUUCGGAGAAAACCCGAGGUAUUGUCAUAGCCAGCUCGUCGUCCGCCGUAGGCGUCGUGCUAAAACCUUAACAUUGGCUCUGAAAGCAAAGUGCUUCCACCUACAACUUUGAAACUUCAUAUGUAGAUGCACCUUGAUGAGUUCUACACGCCACACCCAUUUUUGGGUCACUAGGUCAAAGGUCAAGGUCACUGUGACCUCUAAUAUAAAACUUUAACAUAGGCUCUAAAAUCAAAGUGCUUCCACCUACAACUUUGAAAAUUCAUUUGUAGAUGCACCUUGAUGCAUUCUACACGCCACACCCAUUUUUGGGUCACUAGGUCAAAGGUCAAGGUCACUGUGACCUAAUAUAAAACUUUAACAUAAACCUCUACAUUCGCUCUAAAAUCAAAGUGUACAUGCACCUUGAUGAGUUCUACACGCCACUCAUUUUGGGUCACUAGGUCAAAGUUCAAGGUUACUGUGACCUCUAAAAAAAAUAUAAAAAAUAUAAAAAAAUCUGACAAGCUUUCGCAGCCAAGCGUGGCACCCGCUAUGUGGUGCUCUUGUUAUAAUACUUUAUCAUUACAAUAAGAAUAUAUUAAUACUCGUUAUAUUGCAAGAACAACAAUACCACAUGUAGUGUUAAGCCAAUACUAAUGGUAAGCAAUUAUUUUCUUGGAAUCUUCAGUUUUAAAUAUAUCUUACUUAGAAUGAAUGAGACAUUUUUCUGCUAGGGUCAAUUUCAAAUUCAUAAAAUCAGGCAACUGUGCUGUAUAUAAAGUGUGUUCCCAUAUUGCCAAUUGACAUUAGUGUAUACAUUAUUACAGAUUGUCAUGCAAAAGACUGUCUUUAAGAGACAUCAAACAUGAUGGGGAAUAAACAAUCUGUAGAGAAGCGCUUAGCAAAAAUCAAACGGCCUUGCACUGGUUCAAUCCAUUGGUUGGCUGACAAAUGUUGUCAGCUGUCAAAAUAAGAUUUAUAUUAAAUGACAUCUAACAAAAUAUCAGUGCAUUUUUGUUUACAUUUUGUAACUGAGCUUGCUAUCUCAGUUGAUAGAGCGCUUAAUUACAAUUCAAGGAUCGCAGGUUCGAUCCCUGGCUCGGCCACAUAACUUGUGUGGCGAUUGGUCAUGAAAUCAUGUCUAUGCUUAUUCUCCCCCUUCCUCUGAUAGCAUGAACCAAUGAUUUUUCCAAGCAUAAAUAAUUGAUGAAAAACUUACUGCAAAAAUAUUUAAGGUUUGAGAAGGCUUUUUCUUUUAAUAGCUAUCUUGAAAAUUAUAUUUUGUAUGAUUUGUUUGGAAAUAAGGGGUAACAAACUUUUAAAUAAUGUUCUUAAUUUUCUAACCAAAACUGAUACCAUGUAAGUCUGUGGUCAGUUACUGGCAUAGGUAUAAGCACUUAGCACUGGUCAACCAGGUAACCCACAAAGAGUGAGUUAGUAUAUUAACCGCCAGGAUAUGACUGAAACACUGGUUAAAACUUCAAACAGCAUUAUUGUUUCUUCUUAUCAAUAUGAUAAUAUGCCUUUUAACACUAUUCAACACAAAGUAUAUUCCAAGCAUCCUGGAAAGCUCCUUCCAAUAUGUAUUGACUUGUCAUUUUAGUCUUUAAUCUAGAUGACUAUGUACAUUUUUUUUCACUGUAUUCUGAUUUUUAUAUUAUAUUAUGUCUAGAUAGUAUUUGCAUGCCGAUACAUGGAUACAUGUAGGAUAUUGAUCAAAUUGUUUUGAAUGUAA
This is a messenger RNA of Dreissena polymorpha, 7288 nucleotides long. RefSeq names its product cytoplasmic protein NCK2-like. The transcript is spliced from 3 exons. The record is from RefSeq and is a predicted model, not a curated record. The coding region runs from base 445 to 1803 and encodes 452 amino acids. Gene Ontology annotation, molecular function: protein binding. Lineage: Eukaryota; Metazoa; Mollusca; Bivalvia; Myida; Dreissenidae.